Messenger RNA from Paramecium octaurelia, 803 nucleotides. The record is from the annotation of a GenBank genome assembly. NCBI's taxonomy places the organism in Eukaryota, Ciliophora, Oligohymenophorea, Peniculida, Parameciidae.
AUGUUAAGACAGGAUAAUAAAAAGUCAAAUUAGAUGGUCAUUCAUCAGAUGUAAGAACAAUUUGUUACUCUCCUGAUGGUACUACAUUAGCAUCUGGUAGUGGAGAUAAGUCUAUCCGUUUAUGGGAUGUUAAGUCAGGAUAAUAAAAAGCCAAAUUAGAUGGUCAUUCAUCAGAUGUAAAACAAUUUGUUACUCUCCUGAUGGAACUACAUUAGCAUCUGGUAGUGGAGAUAAGUCUAUCCGUUUAUGGGAUGUUAAGUCAGGAUAAUAAAAAGCCAAAUUAGAUGGUCAUUCAUGUGCAGUUAAUUCAAUUUGUUACUCUCCUGAUGGUACUACAUUAGCAUCUGGUAGUUUAGAUGAUUCUAUCCGUUUAUGGGAUGUUAAGACAGGAUAAUAAAAAGCCAAAUUAGAUGGCAAUUCAUCAGCAGUUUAUUCAAUUUAUUAUUCUCCUAAAGGAAAUACAUUAGCUUCUAGGUGUUCUGAUAACUCUAUCCGUCUCUGGAAUGUAAAAAAAUUAAAGAAAAUACUCCAAUCAUAUAGGGGAUACAAAGAGCUGCUUACCUAGUUUAAAAUACCUCUUCAGAAUAGCUCCUUAUUGCCAUUUGGUAUUUAUUGUUAAUUAUUAUUUAGUUAAUCAUGAUCGUACAAUACUUAGAAUAUGUUAGAAUCCUUUGUUAGAAGCAUCAGGAACACUUAUCUUAUAAGGACAAUUUAUUAAUCAUUAAGGGAAAGAUUUAAAGCCUUUGUUUAAAUCCAAAGGAUGUUGCUUUUUAGAAGACCUAAAGCAAUAGAAGUGUAUUUGA